GUACAUUUUCCUUAAUCCACUACUGCUCCUAUCUAAUUCCUCGUCUCUUUCAUCCAGUUUUUUCCACCUGUGAGCUGAGACAAUUGUGCGAAGCUUGAGGAUUUACGCCAACAGAAGAACGAAACUCUGCCGGAAUCAUGGCGAAAUCGAGCGCCGACGAUGAGGAGCUCCGGAGAGCAUGCGAAGCUGCCAUCGAAGGCACCAAGCAGAAGGUCGUAAUGUCGAUCCGAGUCGCCAAAAGCCGCGGGAUCUGGGGCAAAUCUGCCAAAUUAGGCCGCGGUCAGAUGGCUAAACCUAGGGUUCUCGCCAUCUCCACCAAGGCAAAAGGCCAGCGGACUAAAGCAUUUUUACGUGUCCUAAAGUAUUCCACUGGAGGAGUUCUCGAGCCUGCAAAAUUGUACAAGCUGAAGCAUCUUUCAAAGGUUGAGGUUGUAACAAAUGACCCCAGUGGAUGCACAUUUAUGCUGGGCUUUGAUAACCUUAGGAGUCAGAGUGUUUCUCCACCUCAGUGGACCAUGCGCAAUGUUGAUGAUAGGAAUCGCCUACUGAUGUGCAUUUUAAACAUCUGCAAAGAUGUAUUAGGUCGUCUUCCCAAAGUUGUUGGCAUAGAUGUUGUGGAGAUGGCUCUUUGGGCUAAGGAAAAUACUCCCACUAUUCCUAAACAACUAGGGAAUCAACAAGAUGGGCCGGUUGAAGUUGCAGGGGCUGAAGGUGACAUGAAAGUGACAGUUGAAAAAGAACUUGUUUCACAAGCAGAGGAAGAGGAUAUGGAGGCCCUUUUAGGCACCUAUGUCAUGGGUAUUGGUGAAGCUGAAGCAUUUUCUGAGCGAUUAAAGCGAGAACUUCAAGCUUUGGAAGCAGCAAAUGUGCAUGCUAUUUUGGAAAAUGUGCCUUUAAUGGACGAGGUAUUGCAGGGACUGGAGUCUGCCACUAAUUGUGUUGAGGACAUGGAUGAAUGGUUGGGCAUUUUCAAUGUAAAGCUCAGACACAUGAGAGAGGAUAUUGAAUCGAUAGAGACUCGCAAUAACAAGCUUGAAAUGCAUUCUGUGAACAACAAAUCAUUGGUUGAGGAACUUGAUAAGCUUCUUGAAAGAUUGUGCAUCCCUUCUGAGUAUGCAGCAUGUCUAACAGGUGGUUCCUUUGAUGAGGCAAGGAUGCUUCAAAAUAUUGAAGCAUGUGAAUGGUUAACUAAUGCUUUGCGCAGCCUUGAAGUUCCUAGCUUGGAUCCUUGCUAUGCAGAUAUGCGUGCUGUAAGAGAAAAGCGCGCGGAACUGGACAAGUUGAAGAGUACUUUUGUUCGGAGAGCAUCUGAGUUCUUGAGAAACUAUUUUGCUAGCUUGGUGGAUUUCAUGAUAAGUGACAAGAGUUAUUUCUCUCAGCGUGGACAAUUGAAGAGGCCGGAUCAUGCAGAUCUGCGGUAUAAGUGCAGGACAUAUGCUCGCCUUCUGCAACACUUGAAGAGUCUCGAUAAAAAUUGCCUUGGUCCAUUGCGGAAAGCUUACUGUAGCUCCCUUAAUUUACUAUUGCGCCGUGAGGCUCGUGAAUUUGCCAAUGAGCUUCGUGCGAGUACCAAAGCAUCGCGAAAUCCUACUGUAUGGCUUGAAGGUUCAACGGGUUCCAGUCAAAAUGUGAACAAUGCAGACACCUCUACGGUUUCAGAAGCUUAUGCGAAAAUGCUCACUAUAUUUAUCCCACUUCUUGUGGAUGAGAGUUCAUUCUUUGCACACUUUAUGUGCUUUGAAGUUCCAGCACUUGUUCCACCAGGAGGCCUUGCCAAUGGAAAAGGUGGGCCCAAUGACAAUGAUGAUGGAAAUGAUGAUGACUUGGGCAUCUUGGACAUUGAUGACAAUGACAGCAAAUCUGGUAAAAGUACUGCAGAGCUGGAGGCACUAAAUGAAUCACUUCGUGAUUUGCUUGACGGAAUACAGGAAGACUUCUAUGCUGUGGUGGAUUGGGCAUACAAGAUUGAUCCCUUGCGCUGCAUAUCAAUGCAUGGAAUAACAGAACGUUAUAUUUCUGGUCAAAAAGCUGAUGCAGCAGGCUUUGUACGCCUAUUGCUUGAUGAUUUGGAAUCUAGAAUUUCUAUGCAGUUUGGCCGGUUUGUGGAGGAGGCUUGUCACCAGAUUGAAAGAAAUGAGCGAAAUGUUAGGCAGGUUGGAGUUUUGUCAUAUAUACCAAGAUUUGCUACUCUUGCAACUCGCAUGGAACAGUACAUCCAGGGACAAUCCAGGGAUUUGGUUGAUCAGGCGUACACAAAAUUUGUUACAAUAAUGUUUGUGACUUUGGACAAGAUCGGGCAGGCUGACCCAAAGUAUGCAGAUAUUUUGCUUCUAGAAAACUAUGCCGCAUUUCAAAAUAGUCUGUAUGACCUUGCAAAUGUUGUGCCCACUUUAGCCAAAUUCUAUCACCAAGCAAGUGAAGCUUAUGAACAAGCCUGCACACGCUUUAUUAGUACAAUUAUAUAUUAUCAAUUUGAACGUCUGUUCCAGUUUGCUCGAAGAAUUGAGGACUUAAUGUACACAAUCACACCAGAAGAGAUCCCAUUCCAGCUUGGAUUGUCGAAGAUGGAUCUCAGAAAGGUGGUAAAAUCCAGCUUAUCUGGGGUUGACAAGGCCAUUGCUACAAUGUAUAAGAAGUUGCAAAAGAACCUGACCUCGGAGGAGUUGUUGCCUUCAUUAUGGGAUAAAUGCAAGAAGGAGUUCCUGGACAAGUAUGACAGUUUUGCCCAACUUGUAGCUAAGAUCUACCCUUCUGAGAACAUCCCAUCGGUGAAAGAAAUGAGUGAACUUUUGGCAUCCAUGUAAAGCAGAUGCUCUUUGUAAAAUUUAGCUGUUUUUUUUUUAUUUUUUAUUGUAGUGUAAAGUCGUGUUUACCAUAGUCAGUUAUUCCCUAAAUUUAUUCCGUGAAUAUAGAAAUAUUAGUUGCGGCAACACAGUGUGAAGUUUGAACAGAGCAAGCAGCGUGUAUGAUUCGUUGAAGCAUAAUUUUUGGUUUGUUAGGUUAUUUUUUGACAUCAUCCUUGUGUCCUACCUUGGAUUGUAAAGGGAAAUUGUAGCGUAAUAAGCUGUAUCUUUUCUUUAUCCUACUCGGUUAUGUUCAUGGACUUCAUGUUACUGUAUCAUUUAUGUGAGUUAAUUUUAAGUGCA
Messenger RNA from Coffea eugenioides, 3146 nucleotides. Its product is annotated as exocyst complex component SEC3A. Gene Ontology annotation, molecular function: phosphatidylinositol-4,5-bisphosphate binding. NCBI's taxonomy places the organism in Eukaryota, Viridiplantae, Streptophyta, Magnoliopsida, Gentianales, Rubiaceae. The record is from RefSeq and is a predicted model, not a curated record. Bases 138 to 2804 code for a protein of 888 amino acids. Gene Ontology annotation, cellular component: exocyst; plasma membrane. The transcript has 25 exons. Gene Ontology annotation, biological process: Golgi to plasma membrane transport; exocytosis.